CCGCCGCACGGAGCUCAUCUCCAAACCACCAGAUCACAUCUUACACCGGGAAACGGACUUUCUUUACACUCUAAAACUUUUAUUUUCCUUUUCCUAAUCUUUUUUUUUUUUUUAAAUUGUUAUUAUUAUUCUUAAAGCGGAUACAGAGUUUACAUGAAGAUCCUGUCGGACAGAUGCUGGAUGGAUUCUUUUUUGCUUUUGGUGCGUAAAACUUGGCCAAGUAGGUUAGUGGACGAACCGGAGGACUGACAAGAAAAAAGUUUUUGGAAAUACUGAGCGUGUGUGUGCGUGCGUGAGAGGGAGAGAGAGAGAGAGAGGGAGAGAGAGAGAAAGAGAGAGAGAGAGAGAAAGAGAGAGAGAGAGAGAGGAAAGUCAUUGAGAUCUCGGGGAGUGUUUGAUUCAAUGCGUCCGGAGCUGCCGGUUAAACAGCAGGAACACCGGAGAAAGACGGAGAGAGAGAGAGAAGGAGGAAAGGAGUUGAGAUUCAGCGGGGUGUGCAGAGACUCACCGGCUGCUGGACGUACAUGUCUCCUCUCCCCACCGGCACCGAGACGUGUUAAACGCAAAAGAUGCAUCUCGUGUGACUGUGGAGGAUUCUGACGCAGCUGACGGAUGAGUAACGAGUCAAAUAAUGUUUCUUUUUCUUCCUGUGACAUCAUCGCACCAUGCCUGAGGGGUCACGGCGUGGCAGCCAGAGAUCGCCUAGCAACACAGCCGCCAAGCGUCCCUCCUCAGUCUCGUCUCUGAGUGGGAUUGUGGGUAGGAUGAUGUCAUCAGGCGAGCGAGGAGCUUCGUCCUCCUCCUGCACCUCCGUCAACACCGUCUGCUCGGACGGCGAGCGCCCGGCCUCCCUCUCCUCCUCCGCCUCCUCCGUUUCCCUGCAGGACGCCUCCCACUCCUCCUCCUCUUCGUCCUCCUCGUCCUCGCUGCCGUACGGCGCCGUGCCGACCUACAACGCCUGCUCGUCAUCGUCUUCCACGCCGAAGAGGAACGGCUCGGACAUCAGUCUGGACCUCACUCCCCUCGUCACGCCGCAUGGAGGAGGAGGAGGAGGAGUUCCUGGAGGAGGUGGUGUCUGUGUCGCCAAGGUGACCGGAGGCCACCCCUCUAAUGGACACAUAGCCAAUCCGAUGGCGGCGACGGCGGCGGCGCCGGCUGUGCCCAUGCCCAGGCAGCUGUCACGACAGGAGAGAGUGGUGAUGGAGAUCGUAGAGACGGAACAAGCCUACGUCAGAGAUCUGAAGAGCAUCGUGGAGGAUUAUCUCGGCUGUAUAAUCGACUGCGGCGCUCUGCCGUUGAAACCGGAGCAGGUCAGCACUCUGUUCUGCAACAUAGAGGACAUCUAUGAGUUCAACAGUGAUCUCCUGGAGGAUUUAGAGAGGAGUCCUCACGCCGCCGCCAUCGCUGAGUGCUUCGUAGAGAGGAGUGAAGCCUUUGACAUCUACACACUCUACUGCAUGAACUACCCGAAUUCGGUGGCAGUGCUGAGAGAGUGCAUGAAGAACGAGAGCCUGGUUCGCUUCUUCCAGGAGAGACAGACGACGCUGAGCCAUUCUUUACCCCUGGAGACGUACCUGCUCAAACCAGUGCAAAGGAUCCUCAAAUACCACCUACUGCUACAGGAACUUUCUAAACACUUCGACAAGAGUGACCCCGGAUACGAGGUCGUCGAGGAUGCCAUCAUCACCAUGACAGCGGUCGCCUGGUACAUCAACGACAUGAAGAGGAAACAGGAGCACGCCGUCCGGCUACAGGAAAUCGAGUCCCUCCUGGUGAACUGGAGCGGCCCGGAUCUCAGCGGGUUCGGAGAGCUGGUUCUGGAAGGAUCCUUCAAGGUCCACAGAGUGAAGAAGGAGAGAGCGUUCUUCCUGUUCGAUAAGAUGCUGCUGAUCGCCAAGAAGAGGCUGGAACAGUUCGUCUACAGCACACACAUAUUCUGUUGUAAUCUGCUGUUAGUCGAGACUCUGAAGGAUCCGCUGUGUUUCAGAGUGUCCGACCAGACGAUUCCCAAACAGCAGCACAUCGUCCAGACAAAGAACCAGGAGGAGAAGAGGCUGUGGGUGCACUACCUCAAGAGACUGAUCGUAGAAAACCAUCCUGCUUCACUUCCACAGAAGGCGAGGCAGGUCCUGGGAGACAACUUCUGUCAGUCCCCUCAGUUCGACCAGGACAACCUGAAGAAGUCGUCUGCAUCGCCGCGAGUGGACGACGUCCACGGCUAUCACCGCGGCAGGCGUCAGUCAGGUCAGGAGCCUCCAGAGCUGCUGAUGUACACACCUGAGAAGUCCAGGAGGGGUCUGCCGCUGCUGCUGGAGGGAAACCUGCCGUACAGACGCACCAGGAGACAGUCAGCUCCAGCUAAAGACAUCGAAGCAGCUUUUCAUCCCAACGCUUUGACGCAGGCGGGCAGCGAGGGUGAGCUGUGCCAAGCGGACAGUCUGGGCUCAGCGGGCAGCAGCAGCACGCUCGCAUCCUCCGUCAUCGAGGUGGAGGCCGAGCGGAGCGAAUCACGGCUGACGUCGCAGUUGCAACCAAACCAGGAAGAAGAGGAGGAAGAGGAGGAGGAGGAGUUGACCUCCCUCGGCCCUCCUCCCACCCUGUCCAUCACAGAAGAGAUCCUGGAGUUCAUCAACCAGAGCAGAGCCAGAGAAGGACUCACCGCCAUUCAUACUGACUCUACGGAGCAGCACGAGGAUACCCAGCCUCCAUCUAACCAGACCAACUUCACCUGCCCACUGCCCCCAGUCGCCUGUCCCUCCAGCCCAGAACAAAGAACCACAGUGCAACAGGAGCAGGAUAAAGUAGAGACAGAGGUCAUCAGCACCCUCCGAAGCCAGACUGGUGGCUCUGAGGAGGAACAUGGACUUGAAAAUGAGACAACUACAGAUGAAGUCCAUGAAAUUCUAGAUGCAACAAGUCAAGUGGAAAAGGGAGUUGGGGCAGAUGGAGAGACACAAAAAGUAGAGGUGGAAAGGAAGAAACAAGUGAAGAAAGCAAAGGAUGAAGGAGAGGGAGAGAGCACCCACCCCACUCCAACACCUCUCUCUUCCCCUAUUCCUACAUCAGACCUUCAGUCCUCCAUCUCGGCAGAGGAGGAGAGAGAGGCAAGUUGUCACUUAGUCAGUGAGGAGACAAACACAGAGGCCACCACUUACUCCCCAAAUCCAGAUCACCGUCAUCAUCCCAUCCAGAGCCGCCAGCAACCCAAAAGAGGCUCCCACCUCACCAAGCGUGACAAGAAUAUCAUCGAAAAAAUCAGGAGUUACUACAAGGCAGCAGCUGAGGCUGAGGAGGACGAAGAGGAUGCAGAGGAAGAUGGACAGGAAGGAGUGACAUCAAGAAGGAGAAACAGUUUCUCACAAAUCCCCUCUGGCUUGGUGAAGGAGUCUGUGUCACGCUUUGAUAUAAGUGGACACCAGGGGGAGCCAGAGAAUGGGAAACAAAAGUGUGAAACAACUGAAAUAACUGAUGGAGAGGUUGAUCAAGAGGUAGUUUCCCCCACUGGUUCCGCCUCUUCCCAACCUCCACUAUCAGCAGAUGCAGAGAAAGAUGGGCAGGCAGAUAAACCAAUCAGCUCCCUGGAUUUUGAGGCAGAGGGAGAAAGUGGACCAGACAAGUCAUCAACAUCCUCUCUGAUGCAGGACAACGCUAACCAAAUGGGACUGAAUUUACAGUCAAACCCAAUCAAGCCUGUUGGGGAAGAGACUGGGAUUCAGGACACAAAUGGGAAAGGCUGCAAAGAACGAUCGAAAGAAGGAGUGGAGGAUGUACAGGAGGUGAAAACAAGUGUUGUGACUACUGGGGAGAAAGGUGGAAAUUCACUGCAGGGAGAUGGACUAUGUAUCACCAAACAGAGUAAGUGCAGAGAUGAAACAACAACAAAUGCUUUAGAGCAAGCUGUUAUGAACAGGCAUGGAUCUAACCAAGCAGCCCCAGCAGAACCAAAGACAAGCAGCAAAGAACCCUCCUCACCUCUGCCAAAUACAGAGCGAUGUGACAAAACUGAGACCAAAACUCAGUCCGAUUGGACAAAAAGCAAACAAAGAGACCUUGUCAAGACCAGUGGGAACCUUGAUGAUCUUCCCAGUCAGAUAAAAGUAGGCCGAUGGUCCCGCCACUCCAAGAUUGUCACUGCCAACCGGGCCUUGUUUGAGGGCAUGGGAUCAGAUGUAGCAGGUAUAGGGUUCUUUGAGGCCAGCCCUGUGGUGGACCCCGCGCUGAUGGAGAACUCAGAGCGUAUUCUGAGCAAGGUCCAAACAUUGGCCCGGAUGUAUAGUGCCAAAGCCAGCACCAUGAAGGUCCCACUGCAUCAGAAACGGAUCAGCUCUGUAAGGAACCAGUCCUGGGGCUCAGCUAGACUGUCUGGACUUUCAGCACAGACUAAAAGCCAGACACAGGUUGAAUCUCAGGCCCAAACUAAACACCGACAGCAAACACAAAAGGAAACCAACAGACAGCCGAAAUACGACAUCCAAAGUCAUGCAUAUGCAAACUCAUGUCAUGGUCCAACUCAUGCUGAGGCAAAACACCAAUCAGAUACCCGAACAGAGACCAAGUAUGGAACCCAAACUCACUCCGAGACCAAAGUUCAGAGUCAAACCAGGCAGCAGUUACAGACCCAAACCAAAAGCCAGAUGUGGAGUCAUUACCAAAGCCAAACCCAGACCAAGGCUUACAGACAGUACCAGACCCAAACCAUGAACCAGGAGGACCACAGGAUUCAGGAGGAGAGGACUAACACAGCAGAGAGCCUGAUGAAUGAUUUUCAGGAGACAGCAAUGGUCCCCAGUGAUCCUCUGCUGUUUGGUCAUGUGUUAGUCAAAGAGCAGCUGACCCCAGCCUGUCACCACCAGACAAAUGGACUCGCCCUCUCCAGGCCCAGGGACUUUGUCUCUGCCUUAACCAAAGAAAGAGACUCCAGCGUGGACUGUAGAUCAGGUGACAACUCCCAGACUUUCACCACGCCUGAGGAAAAUGCGUCCACUUCACUCAGAUGUCGGUCAUCCAGUCCAGCCCAGGACAAACGUUACAAUAUCUCCACAGACACAUCCUUGACUUCUACAGCAUCUAGGAAUCACCUCAGUGCGCAACCUGAAGAUCAGAGCUCCAGCCUGGGCUGCUCUGCCAGUGAUAACCCCCUGAUGUCCACCACGACCUUGGAUCGUAGCGUCACAGAGUUCAGGGACUACUGCGAAGUCCUGAAUCAUGCAGAUACUAAAGAGACAGAAAAAAGAGAGGGGUCAGAGAUGAGUGGUGGACUUCGUGUUUACUCAAUCAGAGAGGACUCAUCAUCUGUCAUUGCCCACGUGGCAAGCUCGGAGCCAACUCUCUCUGCUCAUAGCAUACCACAGUCAAACAUUUCCAAAGAUGGGGAUGAGCUGAACAAACAUAAGCAGGAUAUGCCAGCGGUACAUUAUGUACAAGACAAAAAUUAUACACAACAUAAUGAAAGUGGGAGUGUUCAUGCAGGGCCUGAAUCCCUAGUGUGCACAGGACCCAGGGGUGGAGAGGGAACUCCAGGAGAACUGGUACUGAUGGUAGCAUCUACACAGAACCAGGGGCCAAACCCAGGACUGACUGGAGAGGAUGCCCAGAGAGAAGCUCUUCAACAGGGGGAUGGAAGCCUCACCUCCCUGGGUACCUCUGAAGGCCCAGAGAAAGAUGAGCCCCCGAGUGAGCAGAUGAUGUUAAAUGAAACCAAGCAUGAUUUGAACGAUUCUUCUUCACAAACCAGGAUGUUUCCACAAGGUUCAACAGUGGUCUUUUCAGAUGAGCCACCUAACUACGGAUCCUCAGGCAAACUGGUUGUUCCGUCAGCCCCAAAUCAGCCUUUGCACAUGAUCUUUGACCCCUCAAAGGGUUCUAGUCAUAUAGUCACAGAAACCCCCGAUGGUCACAAAGCAAGAGAAGGGGCAGCACCACGUCCGUGGUCAUCGGUUCAAAGUCCAGAAUCAAAUCCUGCUGAACCACGCUCUCCGUUGGCACAGUCCAUAGACUGUCUACCAACAUUCACCAGCCAGAGGCCACCAGACAUACCCACUACAACAGGCAAACGGGCUCCUUUUAACACCUGGAAUAUCAAUAACACCACGCCAUAUGACUGCAGUUCCAGGGAAGCAGACCAGCAGGGCUCAGGAUCCCCCACCAGCGCGCCCAUCGCCAGCCCCCCCUCAGGCAGCCGCUCUUCUUUCCGACCGUCCUUGGAGACACCCGGCUUGGUGGAGAGAUCUAACCAGGAUGCAGACCCCACCACAGCCCCCUCAGCCUUCAGACCCAGCCUCAAACACAGCUCCCCUUCUCCUAUCAGAGCUUUCUCCACCUCACCCUCCCUCCCACCUUCCUCCUCCUCCUCUGUUCGAGCGUCUCCUUGCCCCUCGCCGUUCAGGGUCGUUGCAGCACCUUCUCCCACCCCCUUAUCUGCUGAAGGCUUCACCUCCCCGAACACUGUUCCCAGGGCUCUUCCCUGCUUCUCUCCUCCUCCCUCUUCUGGGAGGGGCUCCUCCAUGAGAGCUCCUCCUGCCUCUUCUCCUACACCCUCCCCAGCGUUCGAUUCCUCCUCCUCCUCUUCCUCUGGGAGGUCUUCAUCCAUGAAAGCAGGUCCUUCUUCCUCCCCUACACUGCCCUCUUCCCUCCGCUCUCCUCCAUGUUCCUCCCCCACAGCAUCUUCGUCUGCAUUCAGCAGAUCGUUAGCUGCCUCCUGUAUCAGCCAGUCCAUCAGUCAGAGUAUGGCGAAAAAGAAUGCUGCCCGACAUCAAGCCCAACCCUCAAACACAGUGAACCAAAGCCCUUCCUCCACCCCUUCCUUACCGUCCUCUCAUCUACGACGUCGCUCCCCUUCACCUAAACUCCCUCCUGGUCAGCAAGGCUCCAGCACACCUGCCUAUGCCCAGUUAGGGUGCACUGUAGAUGGGUACCAACAUCCAAGGUGUCCACCAUCCUUUCUCCGGUCCCCUUCUCCAUCACCUGUGCAGUCGACUCCUCCCUCUCUUUCCCAACGCUCUCCUUCCCCAUCUAUGAGGCCUCCCCACGCUUCUUCCUCUUCCUCCUGUGCCUCAUUCCUUCACUCCAAAACUGACUCAUCACAAAACCCUAACAACAACAACAAUAACAAUGUUGGCUUAUCUGGUUUCACCGCAGUGAUCAGAAAUGCAAGUAAUGCCAGCAUCUGCAGCAUUAAUGGUGCUGUCAGUAAUGGGGGUUGGUCAGUCAGUCCACAGAAGGCGCCACUAGCUAAUGGUAGUGCUAAUGCUACUGUAGAACAACAAACCCAUGAUCCUCUCUGGUCGGGGUCACACAACCGUGUAGCUCGGCCUUUUUCUGCGUCUGAACCUAGCUCAAGAGUUCAGUCUCCAUCUCCCUCCCCAAGCCCUGCCUCCUUUACUCGCCUCUGCUCCCCACCUCCUCAACAUAAUUACUCCUCUCCCAUGGCAAACAAACCUCCCCACCCCAGGAGCACACGAGUAGGAGGCGUAAGUUCCCAUAAUCCACUUGGUCUCACUUUGGAGCUUCCAAGGGCCUCUUCAGCAAGUUCCUCAUGUUCAAGCCCUCAGAUCCUCUCCCCGCCUCCUAUUGGCGUGUCAGUGAAUGUUUGGACAAAUAAUGUUGCAGCACCCCAACCUAGAAACCCCCGAUUCACCUCCUCCUCUCCCUCUCGCUCCUUUGCUUCCUCUUUAGGAUCACCAACACUGGAGAAUGCCUCCUUCCCCACUUCCUCUUCUUCUUCUGCCCCACUGCAUAGUUCCAGAGCCUCCUCCCCAUCUGCACCCUGGCCUCCAGUGGCCCAAACAAUGUCACAAACCCUCCGUAGGUCUUUGUCCUCCAACCUCGCAGACAGAACCCCCAGCCCGGCCCGGAGCAACUCUAGUGGACUGCGCCGCUCCUGGGCAGAGGGCAGCCGUAGAUCCCUUGGUUUUAGUGGUAGUGGUCGAGGGUCCUUUGACCAGCAUGAGUCCGGUCCGACCAGUCCAAGAAGUGGAUGGUCCUCGUAUGGCAGCUCACCAUCCUGCCUCAGCCCCCGAGCUGGACUUCAGUCCCCCAACUCCCUUAGUAGGCUUACUCCAGGGAAAGGCACCCUUGGUGGGCAGCAUUUCACCAGCGUGCCCUGGCCAGAUGUACGGGAGCUUUCGAGCAAAUAUAAUGGAACUGAUAGCCUCGAUACAAGUGCUACUUCCACCAUCAUCGCCUCUUCUCCUUCUCCUCUCUCCCCGCUCUCGCAUACCCUCCUCUCCUCUCCGGCUCCAUCAGACAGCCAGGCAGAAUGGGGAGACCCAGAACUGGAGGAGGGUAGCUGUCGCAGUCAGCUGAUUUGCGCCUACGUUGCCCGGCCCUCCCGUGAACAAAACCUUGCCUCCUCCUGCCUGGUCCUGUCCUCCUCAGGCAUCACCUCCCCUCCACCUGCCCCCUACCAGCAACCAAACUACCAAGUCAAACCCCAGCCUCAGGUCCAAAUCACCUCCACAACGCCUCCUGUACCUUCAGUCCCCUCCCCUUUGCCCUCAAGCUCAUCCCCCCUACCCUUUGCCCUCUCCUCUCCUACCAAACUGGGGAACCAGAAGACCAGUUACGCCACCACAGUCAACCUCCAGAUUGCUGGAAGUGGCCGGAUAACCUCCUUCAGCACAGCCCAAGUUAGCCUGACCCAAACCCUCCAGGGUGGAGCUGGAGCUGGAGGAUCAGGACAGGCGCAAAUGGCGAGGAGAGUAAGCAUCAAUGGACUUUCACACCUUCCUUCCCCUCUUCCUCAGAACUGUAACAGGCUUUGAAAGACAGACAGGAUUCUUUCUUUUGUGGCCUGAGAAGGUGAUGCAACGAAAAAAAAAGGCAUUACUGUUUUUUUUUUAGAGAAAACAUCCACACGUGAGUUGGCCCCUCACCACAGAGACACAAAGUAUUCCAAGUUGAAAAGCUUUCUCAAAUAGCAAAGCGAUGGAUACUUUGGCUUGGGAAUAAGUUCACACCCCGAGGGACAUAAUGAGUGAAGACAUUCCCCUGAGCGUGAUGGGAUACGUUUGGAGUCACAUGUAAUGCAGACUACACAUUGAAUCUUAGUACCUGAGCAUUAAACAUUAGACUUUUCAAGAAUGGAAAAUCCACCUGCACAUGGCUCUUCAUAUUUUUCAAUCUGGGCUAAUGACUUUGAAUAGAUGCUAAUGGAAUUUCUUUAAAGAUCCCAAUUUUGUAAAAAAAAGUAAAGGAAUACGUUGCCACCAAUGGUGAUGAAUCACGCAGCUGUCCUCUUGCUUGAUGAACACCCAAAACCCCUGAAUGUCCUCAGCAGGAUGUGACAGUUUAAAGACAGUUUAACCGGUCUGAAGUCUGUUCAUUGGACAGUUUGCUGCUUCUGAACAGACUCUUUUUUUGUGGAUGUGAUGACUUCUUGGAUGGACUUUUAGAUAAUAAUAGACAGUUAAAUCAGUAACUUUAAUGAGCUGGAGUACAUCCAUUUCUGCUAAUCCUGCAAACACAGAUAUGUUGAAGGUCCAACCAGUGCUGUAUGCAAUCACAGUUACUUAAUGUAUUAUUAUUAUUGCUUCUAUUUUUUUUUUUUCUAUAUUCUGUUGAACAAACAUCAAUUUCUGGUUUUCUGACGCCAUGUGUUUAAAGUUAACUGUGGUUAUUAAUAAUCUAUCUUUUUAACCAUUUUUAUUCUUUUUAUUUUAUUGUUUAUUUAUGAAGUUAGUCUUAUUCUCUUUGGCACUUAAUAUCCUUAACGUUAUGUUGAUAUUUUGCACAGUGUCCUCAGCUCUUGGGUGUAAGUGUGUGUGUGUGUGUGUGUGUGUGUGUGUGUGUUUGAAAUGACGUGUCUGGCAAGUUCUCCUUUAACUUCAGACCAAGCGGAUAUCUGUGUAUUGUGAUGUUUGUUCUCAUAUUGAUGUACUCAUUUGGGUCAUUGACUUUGCACUCUGUCCUGUUGUCAGUAUCCUUCAGAAACCUUGUAUCUUGAGCUUCACUGGGUUUUCAGAAACAGCCUCAUGACCUCAGCAUCAAGCCGAAUACUGAUCAUCAGGAGUCAAAACAGACUCAAGUGUUCAGGUUACACACUGGUGACAUAUUGAUUAAUUCACGUAUGAAAAGAUCAAUCUGGCAAUUUUCUAUAUUUUUCUGUGGCUCACUGAUGUGUUUUUAAUCGUUUUUGGACAACAACGGAGGUCUACA
This is a messenger RNA of Thunnus maccoyii (southern bluefin tuna), 10155 nucleotides long. RefSeq names its product pleckstrin homology domain containing, family G (with RhoGef domain) member 2 (gene plekhg2). The record is from RefSeq and is a predicted model, not a curated record. NCBI's taxonomy places the organism in Eukaryota, Metazoa, Chordata, Actinopteri, Scombriformes, Scombridae. The transcript has 23 exons. The coding region runs from base 666 to 8762 and encodes 2698 amino acids. Gene Ontology annotation, molecular function: guanyl-nucleotide exchange factor activity.